AUGCUGGGCCAGAAGACGAACCUCAGCAAGCGCAUCCGUGAGAUGCGUGCCAGCAUAGCCUUGCAAGGGCAAGCAAGGAACUUGUACAGCAAGCCACAGGAAGAGAAGUUCACGCAGAACGUGGAGCGGCUGCCCCAGCUGCGAGAGGCGGUGCAGGAGGAUAUCUAUGUCCUGGGCCUUGCCCGCAAGCAUGAGCUCACCAUCGCUGAGGCUUGCGGAGCGGAGCAGCCCUUGGGCAUUGCUUUGGCCAGUAAGCCGUUGGAGGUGGCCCAGGAGAAGCUCCGGGCUGAAGUCUAUCGCCAGGUGAACACAUGCAACAUGCUGCUGUACCUGGUGGAGCAGCGGAGCCGGGCCAAGGAGCGGCUGCAGAGGCGGCUGCAGCAGCUGCAGGAUGUCCAGAGGGCCGAAAAGCAGCAGCAGGCACAGGUGGUUCGUACCCUGGAGGGCAACAUAGAGAAGAUGCAAACAAAAGUCCGCGCUGGGCAGAAGGUGACUGCCCUGUACGUGGCGGUGCGGGAUGCCCUGAGGAAGGAGCUGGCCCACCUGCCUCUGCACCUGGACCUCCUGAGUGAGACGGCCGAGCUGCAGCAUAGGGAGGUGGAGGACAUGGAGCUCAUGGCCUCGCGUGGGCUCAGAGCUGCUCGUGGAGCCGAGGAGCGCAUGGUCAGGACGAAAACCCAGGUCCUUGCAGAGAGGGAGCUCAGGCUCCGCACCCAGGCUGCUCAGAAAGAGCCCAGAGACGGAGGCUGGCUCAAGGAAGCAAAAGAAAGGGCUCUGAAAACGCAAGCCAAGCAUGACCUCAGCAGGGACUUCCUGAGCCUGCCCGCAGAGGACCCAGUGGUGGCUGCCAAACUGGAGGCCACCAAGUCCCAGCUGCAGCGGGAGGCCUACGUGAGGGAGAAGAUAGAGGAGGCCAAGGAUGUGGUGCAGUGCUCCCGCCUCUGGGACAUCCCCAUCAGGCUCCAGGCACAGCAGAAGUCCCUGCUGGAAAUGGAGCAGUACCUCACAAGGUGCAAGGAGAAGAAGCAGGAGCUGGAGAAGGCAGUGAAGGAGCUGGAGAUGCAGCGCGAUGAGCUGAAGUUUCGCCGGCCCCCAGACACAAGCAGGGGGCUGGUGGAGGAGCUGAGGACGAGGCUGCAGCGGGAAGAGGCUCGGCUGGAACAGGGGCGAGCCCAGCUGCUGAGGAGCCAGGAGACGCUGCUGGACUUUGAAAACGCACUUGACAACCUCUUCGUCCGGCUGCGGGGCAUCACCGUGCCUGGCCAGGAGCAUCCUGUCAAGGCCAUGGCAGUGGACGAGAAGCUCCGGCAGUGUGAGCAGAAGCUGCAGUACCUGGUGCAGCGGGUGGCUGACCUGCCCCCCUCCAGCCACAGCGAGGAUGAUGAGACUUUUGUGAAGGUCAGGCAGCUGCUGGAGGAAACCCUCAUGGCCGAUCCACGGAACCGGAAGGUUUCCUUGGAGGACACGGGCGUGGGGCUCCGAGACGAUUUUGAUAUCCCUGACAACCACAGUGGCCUUGUCCUCACCAGAGAAGCCAUCAAGAAGCAAGGGCUGGACUUGAUCGAAAGCAAGAAGAAAAGCAAGAGGAAGUAG
This is a messenger RNA of Pezoporus flaviventris, 1593 nucleotides long. Its product is annotated as coiled-coil domain-containing protein 183-like. The coding region runs from base 1 to 1593 and encodes 530 amino acids. NCBI's taxonomy places the organism in Eukaryota, Metazoa, Chordata, Aves, Psittaciformes, Psittacidae. The transcript is spliced from 14 exons. The record is from RefSeq and is a predicted model, not a curated record.